Messenger RNA from Actinia tenebrosa (Australian red waratah sea anemone), 1217 nucleotides. RefSeq lists its product as uncharacterized. NCBI's taxonomy places the organism in Eukaryota, Metazoa, Cnidaria, Anthozoa, Actiniaria, Actiniidae. The record is from RefSeq and is a predicted model, not a curated record.
UGUUGAACGCCAUUUUGCAGUCAAUGGUAAAGCAAUGAAGCUCACUUACAACCCAGCAUUUUACAGCUCUAACAAGAUACUGGAGAGCAAGCUGAAGGUCAACAAAAGAGAACAGAAACAAAAUACCAAACACAAUCCAGUCAUUGAGCCAGCCGAUGUGAGUAAAGUCAAGAAAAAUCCUUUUUUGAGCCACGAGAAUCCUUACGGCCUCCUUCGGCGAGUGUGGUUCAUAGUGACCCUGUAUUGGUGCCGCCGUGGUUGUGAGGGCCAAAGACAGCUCCGCCGAGAAAGCUUUACUUUUGAUCUUGACGGUGAAGGAAAGGAAUAUGCAACCAUGACUCACRAGGAGCAGACCAAAAACCAUCAGGGUGGCUUUUGUGACAAGCAGAGUUAUGAAAACGAAACACGGUUGUAUUCAACAGUUAACUCCAAACAACAAGCGUUCUUUCAAAGACCAGUGCCAAUCUUUACACCAGAGGACCCAGUGUGGUAUGAAAACAAGCCUCUAGGUGUCAACAAGUUGGGUGAUAUGAUGAAGUCAAUCUCUAUCGGAGCCGGCUUGUCAAAAGUCUACACGAACCACAGCGUCAGAGCAACAGCUAUCACCAUGUGGUCAAAUGCUGGAAUCCCGACUCGUCGCAUAAUGAGCAUCUCUGGACAUACCAAUGAACAGAGUAUUCUAUCUUAUAACAGAAGACCAUCGGUCCAGCAACUAAAGACCUGCUCGGACGUGAUUUCCAGUGCAUUGACCGAUUCAGAGGGCGAGAGUAGAAGGCUUGAUCGAGAUCCCAGGGCUGUUUCGUCUGCUUCCACUUCUGUACAGGUUGUACAGUCUGAGAUGGCCAUUGACUCCAUUCCAGAGUCGAUCUUCAAUGGCUGCUCCAUCCAGAACGUGAAUGUCUAUGUUGUCAAGCGAAAUUGACAUUGCUUUUCUUAGCUGAACUUAUUAGUAAGCUUCGUUUUUUAGAACCUUUGAGUUCUGACUCAAACUCUUUUCGACUUAGCUAAAAAAAGCCAUUUAUAAGUAAAUGUCAAAAGUUUUGACCAAUAGCAAGCAUUAUUUCACAGUGGCUGUCAAAGAACUGUCAAAAUUAGCCAAUCACAGCGUAGGAAGUUUGGUUGUGAAAUGUUGACGUGUUUUAUGAAAAAAACUUUUGUAAGUCAUAAAAUAACCUUUGAAGUUUUCAAAAGUAAAUAACCGAAAAACCUUCGUCUUA